UGACUCAUUCGUCCAUUAACUCCAAUAUCUGUGUAGUAUUUAAGUCAAAUAUCAUUAUUCUUACUUCAUGUGUGAGUGUGACACUGACUCUGUGAGGGCGUCAUAGCACGGUUUAGUGUCUGCGUAGAGCCAUCCACAUUCAAUUUAUAACUGUCGUCAUGGUUGGACAGAAAAUGUGGUCUUUGAUGUUGGUCGGACUGUUAAUCGCAUCUUCCGCCAAUGCCGGACCGAUCGCAGCCGGAAUUUGCUAUGCCGGAUGUGCUGGCGUGACAGUUGCGUGCUUCUCUGCCGCUGGGUUUACGUUUGGCACCGUUCCCGGAGCACUGAUUGCCGCUACACCCGCAUUGGCUGCAUGCAACGCUGCAUUUGGGGUGUGUGAAGCUAGCUGCAUGGCAGCCUUAUUCGUACCCGUACCCUAGAUUAGGAUAUUAUUUUCUUUUUUAAAACUCGCAUAAUGAACUUUUUAUUUUUAAAUAUAUAUAGUUUUUUUUUUUUUUGUAAUUUCCAUACACAAACAUUUUGCGUUAGAGUGCACAUGGUAAAUCAUUUAAUCAUCAAAUAUAAAAAUUGUCUAAAAUAAAUGACGAGUGUUAUAAAUAAACCGCUUUGAUUUUCUUCGUUA
This is a messenger RNA of Acyrthosiphon pisum (pea aphid), 622 nucleotides long. RefSeq lists its product as uncharacterized. Lineage: Eukaryota; Metazoa; Arthropoda; Insecta; Hemiptera; Aphididae. The transcript has 2 exons. The coding region runs from base 159 to 419 and encodes 86 amino acids. The record is from RefSeq and is a predicted model, not a curated record.